AUGCUGCAGUGAUGAGAAGCCUUUUCAUCCGGCUGUUUUUCAGAGUCUCCACUGGCUGCGAUAAUUACAGGGCCCGGGGCUGCACUUUGAGCUCACUGCGCUCAUGCAGGCUCUUGAGAAAAAGCCGCGCGUCUGAUUCUCACGGCACAGAUAUAAAACCACAUACUGCGCGCACGCACGCACACACGCACACACACAAGCGCGCACGCCUGAGCCAGCGGAACCAGUCCGCACAGCUGCUCGGGGACAUUCCUGUCGCGUCUCCAACAACUUCAGUACACAGACGUCAGCACUGGUGAACGACGUGAGCUGGUUGAAGGCAUUUCCCAGUAAGGCUUCAGAGAAUGCGGAACGUCAUUCCUCCUGCCAGAGCUCACGGAAACUUUUGUCGGUGAACACAAACGCGGAGACGGAGAGAGGCGGCCGCAGGACCCCGCAGUCUGUGCGUGUCGGUCACCGGAGAUGAUGGGAGUUUGACUAGAUCCACUACGGCACGGAAACACCAUGGCUGUGGACGCGGCAUCCAGUUUCAGUUUCUGCAGGCCAGCUAUGGAGUACAGGGCUCUGCCGGAGGACUUCAAACACCAGCUGAGUCGACGGACAGGUGGGAACCUAACCUGGCAUGACGGACGUGGGCACAAAACCGCAGGAGGCAGGACAGUGAAGCUGCUGCAGCAGCCGGGCACACAGGCCCUGCAGUACCGUUCCAGUGACAACUAUGGGAUAUAUCACACAAGCCCAACACAGCCCAGCCUGAUCCGCCCCGUCGUGCUCUGGACACAACAAGAUGUUUGUAAAUGGCUGAAGAAGCACUGUCCACACAACUACCUGACCUACGUGGAGGCCUUCUCCCAGCACGCCAUCACAGGCCGCGCGUUGUUGCGUCUGAAUGGGGAGAAGCUGGAGAGGAUGGGACUAGUGCAAGAAACACUUCGGCAGGAGUUGCUGCAACAGGUGCUGCAGCUUCAGGUGCAGGAGGAGGGACGCAACUUGCAGCUGCUCAGCAGAGGUUCCUUCGGAAGAAUAUCGUAGCCAGAUUGCCGGAAGAUUUGGAUGCCGUGGAACUCUGGGAUAUUUACCCCAAAUAAACUCAAAUGU
This is a messenger RNA of Anarrhichthys ocellatus (wolf-eel), 1098 nucleotides long. It is a transcript of the gene samd10a, whose product is annotated as sterile alpha motif domain containing 10a. The transcript is spliced from 5 exons. Gene Ontology annotation, molecular function: protein binding. NCBI's taxonomy places the organism in Eukaryota, Metazoa, Chordata, Actinopteri, Perciformes, Anarhichadidae. The coding region runs from base 505 to 1032 and encodes 175 amino acids. The record is from RefSeq and is a predicted model, not a curated record. Gene Ontology annotation, biological process: cell surface receptor protein tyrosine kinase signaling pathway. Gene Ontology annotation, cellular component: cytoplasmic side of plasma membrane.